Messenger RNA from Scutellospora calospora, 1572 nucleotides. NCBI's taxonomy places the organism in Eukaryota, Fungi, Glomeromycota, Glomeromycetes, Diversisporales, Gigasporaceae. The record is from the annotation of a GenBank genome assembly.
GGAUUUGCUUACGCAAACCGACAAAAUCCUGAAUUGAUAACUAAUGAGACAUGGCCUGAUCUAAUAGGAGCUAUAAAAACAAAUACAGUAAUUCAAUAUGAUACAGAUUUUAAAGAAAUAAAAGCAUGGGGAUUACCUGCAUUAGCACCACGUCCUAGAAAACGUCAAAAAAAUUUAAAUUGUAAACCUGUGGAACGUUUCAAAUUACAUUUGGGGGAUUUACCAGAGUCUGAGAUGCCUCCAUUACCUAAAGAAUUAAAUUAUAAAAAAGCCAUUACCGAUUAUCUAACUGAAAUGGAAACAAUCAAUACUCGAUGGCCAAAUGUUGAUUUCUUUAAUAAUGUUUUAAUUGUUUUUACCGUUCCUGCUGAAUAUUCGGAAAAAUCAAAAGGGAUAUUAAGGCAAUGCAUUUAUAAUGCAGGAUUAAUUGGCAGUUCAACCUCAGAAAAAUUACAAUUCUCUACUGAACCCGAAGCAGCUGCCAUACAUUGUAUGCGAGUAUUGGAUGAACAUUUCCUUACAGAUAAUGAAACAUCUUUUUUAAUUGUUGAUUGUGGAGGUGGUACUGUAGAUCUUACAACAAGAAAAUUAUUACCAAACAGAAGAUUAGGAGAAGUUACUGAACGUACUGGUGAUUUUUGUGGUAGUACAUACGUUGAUGAUGAAUUUAUUAAAUUUAUAAAACAAAAAGUUGGUGAACCAGCAAUGAAAUUAUUAGAAGAACAACAAUAUGGUCAAUUACAAUAUAUGGUACAAGAAUUUUGUAGACGUGUUAAAAUGCCAUUUACUGGUAAUCAAAAAGAUUUUCAACUUUUUGAACUUGAUAUAGAAGAAGUAUGUCCUAUAUUAAAACAAUACGUAAAUGGUUUAGCAAGGCAAAGAUUAGAGAAAGAUGAAUGGAUAAUUGAAUUAACAUUUGAUGAUGUUAAAUCUAUGUUUGAUCCUGUCGUUCAAAGAAUUAUUCGUUUAAUUUCUGGACAACUUAGUGCUAGUGGUAAUAUUGCUGUAAUGUUCUUGGUUGGUGGAUUUAGUGAAUCAAAAUAUCUUCAAACUUCGAUCAAACAUACAUUCAACUUUAUUAAAAAUAUUGCUGUACCUAAACAACCUCAAGCAGCUAUAGUACGUGGUGCUUUAGAGUAUGGAUUAAAAAUGGAUAUAAUAAAAACUCGCGUUCUAAAAUUUACUUAUGGAAUAGAAACACAGAAUAUAUUUAAUCAAGCUGUAGAUCCGGAACAUCUAAAAAUUGAUGGAAAUUAUAUCUUUAAAUUUCAUCGAUUAGUAGAAAGAGGUCGAGAAGUUGGGGUUGAUGAAACAUUUGGUGAUGUAUUUAGACCAUUAGAACAUACGACAUGUUUAAGAUUUUCUUUAUAUACUUCAGUUAAUUUAAAUGAAACUUAUUGUGAAGGAUUAACUAAAUUAGGUGAUCUUAUAGUUGAUAUGCCAGAUACUCAAUAUGGAAAAGAAAGACCAGUAGAUUUUAGAUUAAAAUUUGGACAAAUGGAAAUUACUGCUACAGCUAAAAAUCAAUUAACUGGUCAACAAUAUGAAGCUGUUUUUAAAUUAGAGUUUUAA